AUGAAUCGUAUGGAAACAGAGUCAAAGUCCGCGACAUGUGUAGAUAUUAGUACGGACUUCACGACGGUGCAGAUGAAGAAUUCAACUUCUUUGGCUGGACCUGAGAAAGAUGGCUUCACAUUUGAUAGAGUGUUCGAUACCAAUACGAAACAACAUGAUAUUUUCGAUUGGGGCGUGAAAGGGAUAGUAGAAGAUGUUAUGACUGGUUUCAACGGUACUUUAUUCUGUUAUGGUCAAACAGGUUCAGGUAAAACAUAUACAAUGAUGGGAGCAGACAUAGAAAACCCAGCAUUGAAAGGUUUGAUACCACGUAUAGUAGAACAGAUCUUCGCUAGUAUCCUUUCGGCAGAUAGUGUUAUUGAAUAUACCGUCAAAGUCAGUUAUAUGGAGAUAUACAUGGAGAGGAUCAAAGAUCUGCUUGCCCCUCAAAAUGAUAAUUUAUCGAUUCACGAAGACAAAGCACGAGGAGUAUAUGUCAAGAACCUCACGGAUGUAUAUGUUGGGUCGGAAGCUGAAGUAUAUAAAGUGAUGAAAGCUGGUGGAUCAAGUCGAGCAGUCUCCUCGACCAAUAUGAAUGCGGAAUCUUCUCGAUCACACUCUAUCUUCGUAAUUGGUAUACACCAAAGAAACACCGAGACGGGGAGCCAGAAGAGUGGCAAUUUAUACUUGGUCGAUUUAGCCGGUUCUGAGAAGGUUGGAAAGACCGGUGCAACUGGUCAAACGCUUGAAGAAGCUAAGAAAAUCAAUAAGUCUUUAUCUGCUCUUGGUAUGGUCAUCAACGCCUUGACGGACGGAAAGUCCUCACAUGUCCCAUAUCGAGACUCGAAACUUACCCGUAUCUUACAAGAAUCUCUUGGUGGUAAUUCCCGUACAACGUUGAUCAUCAAUUGUUCCCCGGCGACAUUCAACGAAGCUGAAACCUUGUCCACUUUACGAUUCGGUAUGAGAGCUAAGUCAAUCAAGAACAAGGCUCGAGUCAAUGUUGAGAUGUCCCCUGCGGAGCUCAAGGCUUUACUCAAGAAGACAGUCGCUGAAUUGGCUUCAGUAAGGGAACACGCAUCGGCUUUGGAGGAAGAAGUGAAAAUAUGGAGGAAUGGUGGGAAAGUGGAACAAGCAAACUGGGCCGCACCUAUGGCUGCUGCUACUUCCUCUUCUGGUGCAGCAGCAGCUGCUGCUAAGCGAGUUACUUCUCCUCUACCUGUCACUCCUUCGAGCGGUAAUACCUCGGGCACUCCAUCUAGGUCAAAUACCCCCGGCGGAUUGCUGCCAUCUGCCCUAACGGACGGUUCAAGACCUGAUACUCCGACGGUGUACAAUAUGGAAUUCAGUAAAGAUGAGAGAGAGGAGUUCUUGAAGAGGGAGAAUGAAUUGAGUGAUCAAUUGGCUGAGAAGGAAUCCGCUUUGGCAGCUCAAGAGAAAUUGAUGGCUGAUAUCAAAGAGGAAGUUGCCUACUUGAAAGAACAAGAGGCUUCCAUGUUCAAAGAAAACAAAACCAUGUCCACUGAGUUGAACGAUUUACGAAUUCUAUCGGCUAGACUGGAAUCCGAAUCUAAAGAUGCCUCGAUCACUUUGGACAACUACAAAGAGAAAGUGGCAGAGCUUCAAAAGGAUAUCGAAGAGCAGAAGAUUCAGAUUGAAGAACUGAAGAAAGUACAAAGUAAAGAGAAAGAGGAGGAGAAGGAGAAGAGAAAACAGGAGAUGUUGAAUGAGAUGAUGAGUAGGAUCGAUAUGGGCGGUGCCAUUCUCGACUCUUCCUCCGAGAAAUUACGUCAAGUCCUGCAAACUCUGGAAUCUAGAGACAACACGACCUCAGCCGAGGAAAUUCAGUCUCAAACUAGAGAACUUGUCAGAUCUGCUUUAGCAGAGAACCAAGAUAUCGUUAGAGACUUACAGGAGAGAUUGAGAUUAGCUCAGGAAGAAGCUGAUCUGCAGAAUAAGAGAAGAAGCGAGGUGGAGAAGAUGUUGGGUAAGAGGGAUGCGGCUUACGAAGAGCUUUUAGAGAAAACCUCGUCAAGCCAAAAUGUUGCUAUUGAUGAUAUCAAAGCCCAAUUCGAAUCAAAGUUCACAGCGUCUGAAGAACUUCUCAAAGCUGAGAUACAGAAUUUGAAUGAACAUGCCGAAUCACGUGCGGCCGAGAUAAGGAGAUUGCAAAGUACGGUUGAAAGUUAUAAGCUUUCGAACGAAGAGCUCAACCGUGCACUAUCGGUAGCUGCUGCGGGCAACGAGGAAUCGGAAAACUUUGCUCAGUCUGCUAAAGAGUUGGAAAGGAUUAGGAAAUCGCAUGAGAUCCAAUAUGCCGAAUUUGAAAUUGUUAAGAAGAGUUUGAUGAAGGAUCUACAAAAUAGAUGUGAGAAGGUCGUCGAACUUGAGAUGCAGCUUGACGAAGUUCGAGAACAAUACAAGACGAUCGCCCGCUCGGCCAAUUCAAGAGCUCAGCAGAGGAAAUUGGAAUUUUUGGAACAUAAUUUGGAACAAUUGAAUGUUGUUCAGAAACAGCUGGUUGAACAGAAUACAAGCUUGAAAAAGGAAGUUGGAGAGACUCAACGAAAGUUGAUCAAUAGGAAUGAUCGAAUCCAGCUUCUCGAAGCUGCUUUGAAUAACUCCGAAGAAAGGUUAGCUAAGAAGACCAUGAAGAGUGAAAAGCAGCUUCAAGAGUUGAAAGUUAAAUUGGCCGACAUCGAAGCGAAAUAUUCCAACCCAUACAAUCAUGGACGAAUUGCCAAACCUCUACGAGGAGGUGGUGGUGGUGGAGGACACACCAUGACCACUUCAUCCUCUUCACCUGCUAUUCCACCUGGUACACCCGUCUACCAAUCGAUCGCCAGUGGUAUGCACGGUAAUUCACCUUUGGCGAGGAUACAAGAUGAAAGUGCUAGUGGGAAGAGACAAUCGUGGUUCUUCUCUCCUUCGUCACAUUCACCUAGAUGA
Molecule: messenger RNA, 2928 nt
Organism: Kwoniella botswanensis
Lineage: Eukaryota; Fungi; Basidiomycota; Tremellomycetes; Tremellales; Cryptococcaceae
Exons: 21
Coding region: 1-2928 (975 amino acids)
Biological process (GO): microtubule-based movement
Molecular function (GO): ATP binding; microtubule motor activity; microtubule binding
Source: RefSeq, a predicted model, not a curated record